Messenger RNA from Ramularia collo-cygni, 2613 nucleotides. RefSeq lists its product as uncharacterized. Gene Ontology annotation, biological process: septin cytoskeleton organization. The transcript has 3 exons. Bases 1 to 2613 code for a protein of 870 amino acids. Lineage: Eukaryota; Fungi; Ascomycota; Dothideomycetes; Mycosphaerellales; Mycosphaerellaceae. The record is from RefSeq and is a predicted model, not a curated record. Gene Ontology annotation, cellular component: cytoplasm; plasma membrane; cell division site.
AUGGGCGAGCCUCGGAUGGAGUACAUGGGCAUUCUGCCCAAAGUACAGCCCGCACAAGCGUUGGACAUCCUCAACGACCGAGUCACGCAGAUUGGGAGACUGAACACUUCGAUUGUGAGCUGGCUGGCGGAGCGGAGACGGCUGGAGGAGCAAUAUGCCGCCGGACUGCGGGGCCUGGCGCGGCGGAAUAUCGACGACAUGGACCUGGGCAUCUUCUCCGUCCCCUGGGCCGGCAUCACCAGUUCCAUGGAAACGCUCGCCGAAGCGCAUUCCGCUCUGGCCAACCGCGUCGAGGUCGAUAUUGAACGGCCGUUGAAGGAAUACCCGACGCACAAUCGCGAAUUGCAGGGACUCGAGGGAUCUCAGGAAAGACUCGCAGCCAUCAUCAAGGACAUGGACGAUGCGGCCAAGAAGACGGAAAAAUUGCUGGGAAAGGGCGAGAAGGCAGAUGCCAACAAAGUUGCCAAUGCCACCUCGGAUCUGGACGAUGCACGCGCGCGGUGGGACGCGCAUGCGCCCGUUGCUUUUGACAGUCUGCAGGUCAUGGACGAGAAGCGGGUGAAUGAACUGCGCGACUUGUUGACCCAACUGCAGACGCUCGAGAUUGAYCAGGUGGAGAAGAGUCGGGUGGGGGCCGAGCAGUGUCUGAAUGUCUUGCUGAAUGUCGAGACGGCCGAUGAGAUCAAGACCUUUGCCCUGCGAUCCAUGAGCGCCAAGCCUCGCGCUCCCCAACGCGCCAGUUUCAUGCCGGGAAUGCCUAGUAGCAGCAGCACCGCCACCCAAUCUCGCAAUCCCCCCACCAAUGAUGCCGCCAGUGAGGUUAGCGACACCACUCCGGAGCCGAAGAAGGGAUUUGCCAAGGGCCUGAAGCGAUUUGGUACUGUCAUUUCACGCAGGAGGGAGAGCAAGAUGCCUUCGACGUUGCCAUCAACUGCGGAAUCUCCCGAGGAGCGGAAGCCCAAGCCUUCGCCUUUUGGCAGAAUGGGAAGAUCCAAGGAUUCAUAUGGCUUGGAGCCACCUCGGGAAGCUCCUUCAACCCUACAGCGUCCAUCUUCGCCGCUUAGAAUGGGUAGUGAGAUACUCGAGUCGCCCGUUUCCAAGGAUCCGCCCCAGCUGGGUGAUAUUCCGCAUCUCAAUGGCAACUCGACAAUGGGAUCGACCACAAACAACUAUGCCAAUGGUGGCUACAACAGCGAUCUUGCCGAUCUGGAGCCUCACAAAUCCAGCAAUACUACUGCCACAGAGCCUGCAAGAGACAGCGAAGGUUUCUCCGUUCCUCCCGCGGAUCUCGAUCCCAUCUCUCAAGCCCAGGCCGAAGCUGCUGCCGAAACUCCUCAAUACAACGUCAACAUAAGACAGGCGCCUAUUGAAGAAGAGGGCGGAGAAGCUGCUCUUGCCAGUCUUGCGUCAAAAUUGCAAGCACCGCCACCUGUCAGCCGUAGAGCAGGGACAGUUCGAGGCCGUAGAGAUGCCCGUAAUAGUACUGCGGUUGGCAACUUUGCUGCUCCUGAAACCCUUGCCGCCGACCCUUCAAUGACCAUUUCUGAAGAACGCUCAUACACAGCAAACAGACUGGAUCCUAAUAACACUCCCGCUUAUACGACGGCAGCUCAUCCCACGCAGCUGGCAGCAGAUCCUUCCUCGUCUUCUCUCGUCCAGUCCCCUUCUACUGGAUUUUCAGGCGCCGCUCUUGCAGGAGGAGCCCUCGCCGCGGGAACUUCAUCUCAAUCAUUCUUGCCCUCGCAGGAGAUCCCACAAUCCCCAACAUUCCGUCCCUCUUCUCGCUUGGAAGAUAAUCAGUCCAUCCGAUCCGGUCGUAGCACAGCCAGUCAAGGGCUCUCAAAGCAUCCCGAUCUCCACGAUCAGGGUCUAACUUCCUCCAUCAUCGAAACCAUCUCUGCACGAUUUGAGAGCGGCCAACUCAUGACAUCCUCGCUCAUUGGUGAGAUCGCACUCGGAUUCAAUGGCCCACCAACCGCCGAUCAAGAGUCAGUCAGAUUAGAAAACUUCUCCCUCCUCGAUAAGAUCGCUCCCAACCCACUCAUCCUUCGUCCCGGAGCUACUGAAGGCGAAUACGCGCUCAACAUCCCGACUCUUGCGAGAGGAAACGCCAUUGCUUUCAAAUACCAACUCCAAGCAGAAAACUCCGCAGCUUAUGCUCCGUUGACUGUCCAACCCAUCUGCAAGAUUGAGGAAAACCAAGCGAGUAUCAUUGUGAACUACUCCAUUAGCCCGUCUUUCCCUACCACUGGGCCAGUGAUGUUGAACAACCUCACGAUUGCCCUCACACUCGAAGGCGCCAAAGCUUCCAGCUGUCUCAGCAAACCCGUCGGUACAUUUGCCCGGGAGAAGGGUUUGAUAUUCUGGAGUCUGGGAGAUGUAACUCUCACGCCUGGUGCUGCGCCUGAAAGGCUUCUUGCGAGAUUCCCGACGGAAGGCAUGGCCAAAGGUGGAAGUGUUGAGGCAAGAUGGGAGGUUCAAGGGAUGGGAAGUGCAGUUGGAGUCAGCACGUUGAAGGCUGGAGCGGAUCCAUUUGCGGAUGGAGAUGAGACUUCUUGGAAACCAGUGGUGGGAGUGAAGAAGAUGGUCGCGGGAGGCUAUGGGGGACGAUGA